UCCCUGUCCGUGUCAUAGAUUCUUCUUGUUUGUUAACCUAGGAAAUUCAGAAUUUUACUAAAUUGGUGAAAUUAUUAUUAUUGAUAAAUAAUAUUAAUAACUAGAAUAUGGCAGGACUGAGGCAAAUAAUAAAAUUAUUCGGAAUUACGAAUUUAACGCAACAAAACUCUAAUUUGAAAAACUAUAGAUUUCUGAGUUAUAUUACCAAAGAAUACAAAGAAACAAAUGAUCCAAGGCCAUAUUUUUUCAACAAUGAUGUUCAAAAUAUUCUCUUGAAGCUGACUAGAAGUGAAUUGCAAAAAAUUUUUCGUAAAAAAGGAAUGGGCCCUCUAGAGGACGCCACAUUCAAAUUCUUAACAGACGAGCAACUACAACAGGAAUUGGAUAAAAUGCGAAAAAAGUCUGUAGAGUUACUUCAAUUUCCACCUGCUGUAGCAGUACGCAAACCAUUAGAUCGGGUUUUUUCAUCUGAUCCAGCUUUGAUUGGAUAUGAAACUUCCAAGGUAGUUUUUACAGAUAUAACAUUUGGACUUAAGGACAAUCAAAGAUUGAUUGUAAUCAGGGAACCAGAUGGGGUGCUUCGUGAGGCUGCUUGGAAUGAUAGAGAUAGGAUCAAUCAGGUUUAUUUUCCUAGAGCACAUAGACAGUUAAAAGCUCCCCCUCUGUUUAACGGAAAUUAUUUUGAAGAUAUAUUAAAUAGAAAAGAGUAUCUUUUCAUAUUAGACCUUGCUUGUCAACAGUUUGAACCUGAUGAUUCAGAGUACCAAAGAGUUGUUUCUAUAACUUAUCAACAUAUUUAUGAUAAUAAUGAAUUUGAAAAACUUCGCUCUACUAGACAUUUUGGAAGUUUGACAUUCUUUCUGGUUUGGAAUAAAAUGAUUGAUAAUUUGUUACUAGAUCUCAUUGAAUCAUGUCAUAUUGAAGAAGCAAAUUUGUUAAUAGAAUUGUAUGGAAGAAUUCAUAAUAUUAGUUUAUUACAAGAAAAUGAUGAUGAAUAUAAAAUGCUAGAAGAUUUUAUAAAAAAACAUUCAACAAAGACAGCUGUCUUAGAGUUAGCAUUACAAGCAACUAAAGACUUUUUGAAACAAAAAGAGAUUGUUGAGGAAGGUAUUAAAAAGGCUCAUGGUCAUAGUUAAGGAGUAAAUGAAUUUUAUAUUAUCUCCUUGUACAUAGUAAUUAUAUAUAUACAAAAAAAUAAUUGAUUUCAUUUAAUCCCUUGAAGGAUUAUUUCAAA
Molecule: messenger RNA, 1234 nt
Organism: Harmonia axyridis
Lineage: Eukaryota; Metazoa; Arthropoda; Insecta; Coleoptera; Coccinellidae
Gene: mRpS22
Product: 28S ribosomal protein S22, mitochondrial
Exons: 2
Coding region: 108-1136 (342 amino acids)
Cellular component (GO): mitochondrial small ribosomal subunit
Molecular function (GO): structural constituent of ribosome
Source: RefSeq, a predicted model, not a curated record